Messenger RNA from Lycium barbarum (goji berry), 2606 nucleotides. Its product is annotated as RNA demethylase ALKBH10B. The record is from RefSeq and is a predicted model, not a curated record. Gene Ontology annotation, molecular function: demethylase activity; mRNA binding. Lineage: Eukaryota; Viridiplantae; Streptophyta; Magnoliopsida; Solanales; Solanaceae. Bases 359 to 2209 code for a protein of 616 amino acids. The transcript is spliced from 8 exons. Gene Ontology annotation, biological process: mRNA catabolic process.
CUAGAGAGAGAGUCAAAAUCAAAAACAGAAAGCCACAAAGAAACCACCAUUUAUAGGAAACCAGAAAAAACAAACACAAAUACGCGUGCUCUAUAAGCCAAAUAUUCUUCCUAAAAACCCCUCAUUCAACCCUUUCUCUACAUCUUCACACACACACACACACACACACACACACUUAUUCAGAUCUCACAUUUAAUUUACCUUUUUGCAACAACCCCAUUGUGUUUUCAUCCAGAUCUGAUUAAAAAAAAAAAAAGAGCUAAAUCUUUAUCACACACAUAAAAAAAACAAAACACAACUAAACAUAGAUAAUAGUAACAUAUAGUAGUUAAUAUUUGAGUUCAAGAAUUCAAGAACAAUGCAAUCAGGUAAUGCUGCCACGCCAGCAGAGAAAACUCACAACAACGGUGACGUGUCAGGGGUGGCACGUCAUCAGCAGCAACAACAAUGGUUUCAACCUCAAAUGGAUGAAAGGGAUGGGUUUAUAUCAUGGUUAAGAGGUGAAUUUGCUGCAUCGAACGCGAUAAUCGAUGCAUUAUGUCAUCAUUUAAGGCUAGUUGGUGAGCCUGGUGAGUAUGAUGGAGUCAUUGGGAGUGUACAACAAAGGAGAGGGAAUUGGAGUAGUGUGUUGCAUAUGCAGCAGUAUUUUAGUGUAGCUGACGUGAUUUAUUCAUUGCAUCAGGUUGAGUGGAGGAAACAGCAAAGUGUUGGGGUUAAAGUGGGAAAAGGGGAUAAUAAGAGGGGUGGGAAUAGAGGGGGUUGGAGAAAUGAGGGAUUGAAUAGUAAAGAGUUGUAUAACAAAGCUAAUGGGGUUGAAAAGAUUGAUGAAGUGAAGCAAGGGGACAAGAAAGAGUUGGUUGGAAAUCCUGAAGCAAAUGACUCAAUGAAGAGUUCAGUCAAAGAAGUUGGCGACUCACAAAGUGAAGUAGACAAAACCGGUGAUAAACGUGAUUCAAACUCUGAUGGGUCUUCUACUGUGGAGAACGAAUCCAGUUCCAUCCAAGUACCAAUUGAGAAGCAGAAUGUUGUACCAAAAACUUUUGUUGCUACAGAGAUAUACGAUGGGAAACCGGUUAAUGUGGUCGAUGGCAUGAAACUUUACGAGGAACUGCUAAGCAAUUCAGAAGUUUCAAAACUUGUUACUUUGGUAAAUGAUUUGAGAGUUGCUGGGAGAAGAGGACAGCUUCCUGCACAGACAUUUGUAGUCUCAAAGAGACCUAUGAAGGGGCAUGGAAGGGAGAUGAUACAGUUGGGCAUUCCCAUUGCAGAUGCACCUCCCGAGGAUGAAGCUGCCAUAUCAACAUACAAAGACCGGAAAAUAGAAGCGAUUCCCGGUUUGUUCCAAGAUGUUAUUGAUCGACUGAGUGCUAUGCAAAUUUUGUCUGCGAAGCCGGAUGCUUGCGUUAUUGAUUUCUUCAACGAGGGGGACCACUCACAGCCUCAUAUCUGGCCACAUUGGUAUGGGCGACCUAUAUCUAUGUUGUUCUUGACAGACUGUGACAUGACUUUCGGUAAGGUGAUUGGCGUGGAUCAUCCAGGCGAUUAUCGAGGCUCUCUCAAACUGUCUUUUUCACCAGGAUCCAUACUUGUAAUGCAGGGAAGAUCAACUGAAUUUACAAAAUAUGCAAUUCCAUCCAUCCGGAAGCAGCGAAUACUUGUGACCUUUACAAAAUUGCAGCGGGGAAGAAUCAAGUCUGGUGAUGGUCAGCAUUUCCCUUCAUCAGCAGGAGGUCCUGUCCCCCAGUGGGUUCCUCCUAGCAGAUCACCAAAUCAUAUCCGUCAUCCCUUUGGUGGGCCCAAGCAUUAUGGUUCCAUGCCAACAACUGGUGUAUUACCCGUUCCAGCUGUUCGUCCACAGUUAGCUCCUCCAAAUGUCCAGCCUAUUUUUGUUCCCUCUGCAGUUUCACCAGCUAUGCCUUUUCCUGCACCUGUUGCUCUUCCACCCGCCUCAGCCGGAUGGGCAGCACCUCCUCCUAGGCAUCCCCAACCCCGACUGCCACUCCCUGGCACUGGCGUUUUCCUUCCUCCAGGCUCCGGAGUUUCAGCCACUGACAACAACAUUCCUGCUGAAAAUCUAGCUUCCUCAGAAAAGGAUACCAGUGUUCCUGUGAAAGAUAACACGGAUACUGAAGUACAAACACAAGAGUGCAAUGGAAAGAUAGAUGUUAGUGAUGCAGAGAAAGCAGUGGCUGAUGAAGAACGACACUAAGGUGGAAAAAGGUGAGUUUAUCGUUGGAGGGAAAGGUUUAGGCUACAAACUGCAGUGAGUUUUUGAAGAAAAUGUAAAGAGCGGAAAAUUGUUCAGAGUUAUACUCGCAUAUCCAGCAGAGCAAGGGAAGAAGAGUUAUCUGUUCUUCAUGCACCUCUUUGCUUGCUCUUCCUUUUUGUCGUCUUAUCAAACAUAUAUAUUACAUAUAUAUCUUAAAUUAGAUGAGGAACUUAGUUACAAAACUUUAAUGUAGCUCCACAGAAAAUUUUAGCUCAUUGAAUAGUAGUAAUGAGUAUUUCUUUCUGUCAGUUGCUGCCCUGUUCUCAUAUAUGAAAUCACCAAAAACUUGUAGGCUAAAUGUUUUACACUAUAAUGAACUUGGCACAUUUUAUUCCUU